UCUGCUAGCAAUUUGUUUUCUAUGUAUCAUCAAUUUGACCGCACUUCACGCAGUGGUCCAAAGGCUUUUGUCAGUGAAUAUGCUGUGACUGGAAAAGAUGCUGGUACGGGAAGCCUUCUCGCCUCUCUUGCAGAAGCUGCGUUUCUCAUUGGUCUUGAAAAGAAUAGUGACAUUGUGGAAAUGGCAAGUUAUGCACCACUCUUUGUGAACACAAAUGAUAGACGGUGGAACCCUGAUGCAAUAGUCUUCAAUUCCUCUCAUCUAUAUGGAACUCCAAGCUAUUGGGUGCAACGGUUCUUCGCAGAGUCAAGCGGAGCAACUCUUCUCACUUCAACACUCAAGGGAAACUCAACUUCUCUUGUCGCAUCUGCAAUCUCUUGGGAAAACAAUGGCAAAGAUUACAUACGCAUCAAGGCUGUAAACUUCGGAGCUAACUCAGUAAAUAUGAAAGUGUUGGUAACUGGAUUAGACCCGAACGUGAUGAGAGUUACAGGAUCAAAGAAGACAGUACUUACAUCUACCAAUGUGAUGGAUGAAAAUUCCUUCUCACAGCCAGAGAAGGUUGUGCCACAUGAAAGCUUGCUAGAGAUGGCAGAGGAGGAUAUGACCGUUGUUCUCCCGCCACAUUCCUUUUCUUCAUUCGAUUUGCUGAAGGAAUCUGCAAAGAUUAAAAUGCCAAUUUCUGAUUCUUCUUCCCAUCAGAAAACUACCACUGUGUGAAGAGAAACAAUGACAAAGGAAGUAUCGCUUCAUGUCAAAAGUCUCUUUGUGGUUAAAAUCUAAUUACAUUUUAUAAUUUAAAUGCAUAGAACGUACCCGUGUGUAUAGAUAAUAACAGUUUGGUGAAUAAAGUUACUUUCUUUAAUCA
Arabidopsis lyrata subsp. lyrata is the source of this 868-nucleotide messenger RNA. RefSeq names its product alpha-L-arabinofuranosidase 1. Gene Ontology annotation, biological process: L-arabinose metabolic process. The record is from RefSeq and is a predicted model, not a curated record. The annotation marks the transcript as partial. Lineage: Eukaryota; Viridiplantae; Streptophyta; Magnoliopsida; Brassicales; Brassicaceae. The transcript is spliced from 6 exons. Gene Ontology annotation, molecular function: alpha-L-arabinofuranosidase activity.